UUUUGCGGCUUACUUUGGGUUGGGUCCAGAUCCCGCGCAAAACGAUCGCUCGACAAGUCUGGGGCAGAGAGAGUGGAGCAAAGCGUUUUGGAAUCAAUGAAAGAGAGUUGCUGACGUUGAGCAGAUUGGUUCGAGAACAGAAAAGAUGUUUCCUUCGCAUUUGUCUGUUAAUGAUCUGGGAGUGUUUGCGGUGGUGAUGGUGUUUGGGCUGAUAGUCGUGCUUCUGUUCAUGUUUGACUUCAGGGGUGUAUCAAAAGGACCGUCAAUCCCAGGAGAAGAACCAUCAGAUCCAGAGAUGGGAAAUCUUGGUGACAUGGGAAAAGCAGGAAGUCUCCAUGAGUAUUUGAUGUUACUUCAUGAGAAGUAUGGGACCAUAGCAGGUUUCUGGUGGGGCAAGAAAUACGUUGUCAGUUUGGCAUCACCAGAAUAUUGGAAAGAAGUACAACCUCUGUUUGAUAGACCUCCGGAUUUGUUCAAACUGUUUGAGCCUCUUAUCGGAAAGAAGAGCAUUCAGUAUGCCAAUGGUCCAGAGGGAAGAAAGAGACGUCAGCUGAUGGAUAGAAGCUUUAGUCACGAGGCUGUGAAAGACUACUAUGAACACUUUGUCAAGGUGAAUGCAUUGGAAUGCACGAUAAGUGCUGGUUAUGAAGUACUCUGCGGGGGGCUGAUGGGAAAUCUUGGUGACAUGGGAAAAGCAGGAAGUCUCCAUGAGUAUUUGAUGUUACUUCAUGAGAAGUAUGGGACCAUAGCAGGUUUCUGGUGGGGCAAGAAAUACGUUGUCAGUUUGGCAUCACCAGAAUAUUGGAAAGAAGUACAACCUCUGUUUGAUAGACCUCCGGAUUUGUUCAAACUGUUUGAGCCUCUUAUCGGAAAGAAGAGCAUUCAGUAUGCCAAUGGUCCAGAGGGAAGAAAGAGACGUCAGCUGAUGGAUAGAAGCUUUAGUCACGAGGCUGUGAAAGACUACUAUGAACACUUUGUCAAGGCUUGGGAGGAGAUGGAAGCUCGACUGACUGGUCCCCCUCCUGAAGCAGAUAGUGAAAGAGAAAAAAAUUUCCAAAAAGUUUCAGUGAUGACAUGGUGUUUGUACUACCUGACAAAACAUCCUGAGGUUCAGGAGAAAGUUUUUGACGAACUGGACAAAGUUUUGGGAGAUGAAGACAUCAAACCACAAGUAGUCUCGGAACUCACGUACACUCGUCAAGUGAUAAAUGAGACAUUACGUGCCUCAGUGGUGGCUCCAUGGGGUGCACGAGUUUACGAGUAUGACCUUCAGGUCGAUGAAUUUGUUAUUCCUAAAGAGACUCCAAUUCUUUUGCCAUUUGGAGUUGUUCUUCAGGACCCUAACUUGUGGCCAGAACCCAAGAGGUUUGAUCCUGAUCGUUUCAGCCCUGAGAACAUGAAACAGCUUCCAAGCCUUGCUUACCAGCCAUUUGGCUUUGCCGGGAAGCGAAAGUGUCCUGCAUGGCGAUUCUCAAUUGCUGAGGGACUGGUGUUCCUGUCCAUUCUCAUGAAACGAUUCAAGUUUCAUCUCGUAGAAGGACAGGAAGUGAAACCUGUCCAUCGGCUGGUGACGUCACCAGCAGAGGAGAUCUGGGUCACAGUGACUGAGAGAUAAAUGAUCAGAGACGGACUUUGCAAGUGCCACUCGUUGAAAUUGAAAUGUCAUUGUCGUCUUUACGCGCAGUCCACACUACGCUAGAGAAAUUUGAAAACGGAGGUUUCGAUCUGGUAACGCAUCAAAUGUUUUCCGUCCACACUACGCCGGAGAAAUUAAUAAAGGGAACAAUUUCCGGUCAUUUUGGAUUUGUGUUUGAUUAAAACUCAGGCAGAGAAAUCAUAUGAUUAGCGUGAUGCCAUCGUUUUGGAAAAGCUCCGUUUUUAAAAUGUUUUCCCGCCACAAUAAAGCGAAAAUCCAACGUUAUCAAUACCCUCCGAUUUGAAGAUUUUCGAAAAGCUCCAUUUUCGUAACGGGUUAGUGUGGAAGCUAAGUUGUAACAGUAGAAAUAAAGCUGCCUUCAACGUUUUCCGGCGUGGUGUGGAUGCUGCCUAAUAAUUAUCCAAAAUAAGUUUUAGUUAGUGGUAAAGUUUAGAGUGCGUGUCACAUCAUAUCUUGUCUAUCUUCAGCUGGAUGUGAAAAAACCUUUUCUAAACACCACUGUGUAAUGAAAAGUUCCAAACAACCAUUAAAGUCGACUUUGGCGACUCAAAAUAACAAGACUAUAAAAACCAAACUAUGUAAUCUUAAACUAAUAUAUUGUCGUAAUGACUCAAUUUGUCAAUGUCGCCGUAGUAUUUCCAAAAAAAAUUGAUUUAAUGUUGAAAGAUGUAUGUGAUUUACAUGACGCGAGCAACCGGCGCUCAAAAAAAAAAUAUAGUUUUUCCGUCCAAAAAAGCAACAUUAUUUUAAAGUAAAACAAUCCAAGCCUAUAAUUUUUAUACUGGCUAGCAGGAAUCUUGAUGAGAUAAAGUUUAAUUUGCUUUAGAAAUCUGAUUUUAGUGCCAAUUUAGAAGGUAUUACUUAGCUGCUUGCGACACGAAUUUUUUGGGGUAAUUCUACUAAUUGUAGGUUUGACUUACACAAAACUAUUUAUGAUAAAAACUUGUCGUAGGCUUGUCGCGUGCGGUAAAGUUGCGUGGUCUAAAUCAACCCGAAAUUAAAUUACAGUGCUCAAUACAGCCUCUUAGUGGGUUUGGAAUUAUCUGAAAUCUCGUGUCUAAUACUCAGUAUCAUGCUAGUUAUCGAAUUGGUUUACAACCGCAACCUUUAGAAUCUGAUGACUUCAACAAUACUGUGUAGCAGAACUGUAAUGUUGCUUUUUUUACAAACCUGUAAUCUGGAACAAUUUAAACUUAAUUUAGUGUUACAGUAGGUAGGAUAGAAUUUUAAAUAAAUGAAUGCAUCGAUUAUCCAGUUAAAAA
This is a messenger RNA of Orbicella faveolata, 2919 nucleotides long. Its product is annotated as cytochrome P450 20A1-like. NCBI's taxonomy places the organism in Eukaryota, Metazoa, Cnidaria, Anthozoa, Scleractinia, Merulinidae. Gene Ontology annotation, molecular function: heme binding; monooxygenase activity; iron ion binding. Gene Ontology annotation, cellular component: membrane. The record is from RefSeq and is a predicted model, not a curated record.